Messenger RNA from Linepithema humile (Argentine ant), 569 nucleotides. It is a transcript of the gene SmD2, whose product is annotated as small ribonucleoprotein particle protein SmD2. NCBI's taxonomy places the organism in Eukaryota, Metazoa, Arthropoda, Insecta, Hymenoptera, Formicidae. The record is from RefSeq and is a predicted model, not a curated record. Gene Ontology annotation, molecular function: RNA binding. Gene Ontology annotation, cellular component: pICln-Sm protein complex; U5 snRNP; U2 snRNP. Gene Ontology annotation, biological process: RNA splicing; spliceosomal snRNP assembly.
UAACGUGGCGGCACUGCGGCAGUUACAACCGGAACUUUUUGAUACAUGAUAUCAAUUCACUUGAAGAAAGAAGGAAGUGUUUGGAGUUAAUCACUGAGAACUUUGAGAAAUACCGUUGGAUUUUACUAAAUAGCACAAAAUGUCUUCUUUAACUAAGCCAAAAUCUGAGAUGACACCGGAGGAAUUAGCAAAACGAGAAGAGGAGGAAUUUAAUACCGGGCCUCUUUCAGUUUUGACACAGUCUGUUAAGAAUAACACCCAAGUAUUGAUUAAUUGCAGAAAUAAUAAGAAACUUCUGGGACGAGUAAAAGCAUUUGACAGACAUUGUAACAUGGUUUUGGAAAAUGUGAAAGAAAUGUGGACAGAACUUCCACGCACAGGAAAAGGCAAGAAAAAGGCGAAACCAGUGAACAAAGACAGAUUUAUUCCAAAAAUGUUUCUACGUGGGGAUUCUGUCAUCUUGGUGCUGAGAAACCCACUGGCAACUGCAGCAGGAAAGUAACAAAUUAAGGAUAAUUUAAUAUUAAAAAAUUAAGAUUAAUACUCUAAUAAAAAAAUCAAUUUUUUAA